Oryzias melastigma (Indian medaka) is the source of this 3594-nucleotide messenger RNA. RefSeq names its product septin 9b (gene septin9b). The transcript is spliced from 11 exons. The record is from RefSeq and is a predicted model, not a curated record. NCBI's taxonomy places the organism in Eukaryota, Metazoa, Chordata, Actinopteri, Beloniformes, Adrianichthyidae. Gene Ontology annotation, molecular function: GTP binding; molecular adaptor activity; GTPase activity. Gene Ontology annotation, biological process: cytoskeleton-dependent cytokinesis. Gene Ontology annotation, cellular component: cell division site; septin ring; septin complex. Bases 542 to 2353 code for a protein of 603 amino acids.
UUUUCUUUUUUUUUUGGCAAUCAUUAAAUGUGUUAUUCAGAUUUAGAGCUACGAGUUAAAGUCUUUGGGGGAUUCUGCUGUCUCUUCUGCUGUAUUACAAAUGUAGGUAAGAACUUUUUUUUUUUUUUUACAUUUUACUUUAUUUUUUAUAAUUAAAGCAGCAUCACGUUUCAUUUGAUGUUUUUGGAGGUCAAUAUCGGAUCAGUAACUCCUUGAACACAAGGUAUUUCAUCUUUAUCGGAAAGGUAAACAAACAGCAUCCAAACUCUGACCAGCUCCAAUGGGAGUCCGUGCGUAAAAGCGCGUCACUGGCGCGCUGCACACGCCCCCUAAGAGAGCUCACACUUUUCUCCUUGCGGUCGUGCAUCCUCGAGAUCUUUAGCAUCUCAGCAAAGUGCUCGUCACUGAGUCUGACUGACUUCUGGACUCCUCUGCGCUGUCACAGGAAAGAACUGCGCAGGAAGAAGAAGAGAACCUGAUCCAAGUUUCAUCCGAGGACCGAAGACUGACAGCUGGAAGACGCACAUCGGCGGCAAAGAGCAUGAAGAAGACGAUGAAUUCUGCCCUGAAAAGGUCUUUCGAGGUGGAAGAUGUUGAGACUUCUCACUCUUCACCCGGCUCCCGUCGGUCCACCAACUCCCCUCACCGAAACGCCAUGUCUCCAACCAGCAUCUAUUACCGCGACCUGGGCACUGCCAGCACUGCCACCAACAACAACAACCUUAACUACACCCAGCCGCGCUCCAUCAUGGGGGGAGGCGGCUCCAAAACCCCCGAGCCCGUGUCACGCCGGUCCGAACUCUCCAUCGACAUCUCAUCCCCCAGCAAGCAGGUGGACAACAUCACCAGCCCCGCCUCCACACGCUUCGGGAGCAGCGGCGCCCUGAAACGUCCCGAAGUCCUGGGACACUCCAAAACUCCAGAGACGAGCCACAAGAGGGAGGUAACGUUUGCCAAGACCCCGACUGACUCCCCGGUGAUCCGUCGCAGCGAGGCCAACAACAACAACGGCAUCAGCAGGACCCACGAGCAGAACCACUCCCGCAAACUGGAGCCCCCCAGUCCAGCAGAUCUCCGCAAACCCGACAUUAGCAUCACCAGGGCUCCUGUAGAGAACAAUGGCCACCACCCAGCAGUCCACCACCCACACCACCCCAACCCGCACCACAACACCAUCGUCACCACCAUUCGCUGCUCCUCGCCCAACCACGCUGGACGCAAGUCUCCCAACCCUGACAGGUCAGAGGUGAGCCUGAGCCACAGCAACAUGUCCGAGUCCGCCAAGCCUCACCACCCCACCUCCCAAGCCAAGGGGGAGAAGAGCCAUGCGGGUGAAUUUGGCUACGUGGGCAUCGAUGCCAUCCUGGAGCAGAUGAGGAGGAAGGCCAUGAAGCAAGGGUUUGAGCUGAACAUCAUGGUUGUGGGACAAAGCGGCCUGGGGAAGUCCACUCUGAUGAACACUCUCUUCAAAUCCAAAGUUAGCCGCAAGUCGGCACAACCCAAUCCAGAAGAGAGGAUCCCCAAGACGGUGGAGAUCAAGUCCAUCAGUCACGACAUUGAGGAAAAAGGAGUGAGGAUGAAGCUGACGGUCAUCGAUACUCCUGGGUUUGGAGAUCAUAUCAACAAUGAAAACUGUUGGCAGCCCAUUAUGAAGUUCAUCAAUGACCAGUAUGAGGCCUACUUGCAGGAAGAAAUCAACAUCAACAGGAAGAAAAGGAUUCCAGACUCCAGGGUCCACUGCUGCAUAUACUUCAUUCCUCCCACCGGUCACUGUCUUAGGCCUUUGGAUGUGGAGUUCAUGCGGCGUCUCAGCAAAGUGGUCAACAUCGUCCCUGUGAUCGCCAAGGCCGACACACUCACCCUGGAGGAGAGGGACUACUUCAAGCAGAAGAUCAGGGAAGAGCUGCGAGCCAACGGGAUCGACGUUUAUCCUCAGAAAGAGUUCGAUGAGGAUGCAGAGGACAGGAUGAUCAAUGACAAAAUCCGGGAGAUAAUUCCUUUCGCCGUGGUGGGCAGUGACCAGGAAUAUCAGGUGAACGGGAAGCGAAUCCUGGGAAGGAAAACCAAAUGGGGCACCAUAGAAGUUGAAAAUAUUGCACAUUGUGAGUUUGCAUACUUGCGAGACCUCCUGAUCAGGACACACAUGCAGAACAUCAAAGACAUCACGAGCAGCAUUCACUUCGAGACGUACCGCGUCCGCCGGCUAAACGAGUCAAACGGCCUCCCGCACCCCCACCUGCCCGACGACCUCUCCGUCGAUCCCAAAGCCAACGGUCAGCUGGAGGAGCAGCCCGGCGCCCCGCAGACCAACGGAGCGGCUGCUCAGCACGAAGCCCUGUCCCACGAGAUCUAACAGAGUCUGUGCUAGAGCCAGAUUCUGAAGGCAGGACACAAACACACUCUGCUUACAUGAACAUUCACACAUCACCUAAACACUCAUGCUGUGAAGACCACAAACUCCAAACACACAAUAAUAAAUCUUGACAUUUUCCCUGCAUGGGCUCUUCUUUUAUCUGUUCCUGCAUCUUUACUUGUUUCAAGCCCCUCUUUGACCGUCCAGUUCAUGCCAAGAUCGUCUAUUUAACCAAAAAAUAUGAAAGUGGUCAAAAAAAAAAGAUUGACUGAAAUUUAGUCAUUUGUUGAGGAAGUACAACUAGAAGAAACGGUGCCAGCCGCCCGGUCUGCUUUGUGUCGUGGUGUAUAGUGUUGUAUAGUCACUAGAGUUGUGUAGGGAUAAUUAGAUAUACUGUGUACCGGAGGUUUCUGUUGACAUCUCCACAUUAAGAACAACGCAGCAGCUACGUGGAGCUAUCUGACGCCGUUUGUCUCGCUGAGUUACCAUGUUUUAAAACCCUUUUUGUCAAACCGUUCUGCAUCUUUUCAUGUAACGCCAGCUGUGUUGUGUAGUACAAAACAUAUGUUUUCUCUCUUACUGUUGUAUUUUUAUUGCUAAUCUCAAUGUUCUAAUAUAGUGUAUGUUGAAAGUGCAGCUGUGUUGCCAUGCAUUUGUUUUUAGAUCUUUUUUUGGUCCUUACAUCAAAUCUUCCAAGUUUUUUUUUUUUUGUCUUAUUGUUCUCAAUAGAAGCACAUGCAGCAUAUGGAGUUGAUUUGUGUAUUUAUGUUUGUUUGAUGCCGUCUGUUUACUUCAACUUUCAUUCCAGCUGAUGGCUCCUUAAAAGUUUGUGAUUUAAAAGAAAAAAAAAAGUGUAGGUUUAAAUAUUUUUGUAUUUCCCGCAGAACCUUAAACCCGUUUGUGAGACUGCACUCUUCCUGCUCGGGAACACAAGCAGUCCGAUCAACACAUGACAGUUAUAGCAAUAAAGGUGCAGUCUUUAAUCAAAAAAAUGUUUAAAGAAAAUAUGCAACUAAAAAGAUUGAUACAUCUGCAAAGGUAUUUUCAAAUUUUUAAAAAAGUUUAAGCAGAACUAUCACAAAUAAAUUUAAAACUAUUGUCUACUUUCUAAUACAAAAAAGUUAUUGGGUAACACUUUGUUUACUGUUGUAUAGUUCUUGUGUAAUUUGUCAUGCUUCUAUAGAUUAAGGUUUUAUCUUUGAUAUAUUUCCAAAAUAAAGAUUGAUAUUUUUAUUGUUUGA